AUGGAAAGCGACAUCCCGGCCAGCGAGGAUUCCCGCAAGCGUGCUCGUGAGAGUAUCUCACGAAUCGCCGAAUUUCGCAAAGCACAAAUCCUACCCAAUUCCCAAGAUGCAGAACCCAGCAGGGAUGACCAACCCACCGAGAAUCGCGAGGUAGCAGAUGAUAAUGAGCUAUUUGUCUCGCAAUCACCUGCUCCGAAACGCAUUCGCCGCAUACCUCUACUAAAUAACGCGGAGGUCCGUGAGAGUAUCGCGGUUGGUACAGCUAGUUACUAUUCUAGCCAUAAAGGAUCUGGGCCUCGGAAUGCCUUUCGUUCCUUGAAUCCUAAGGGUGGCACUGCUUCUCGAAAGGAAAAACUCAAAUCGAAAGCUAAUGAAAUCGACUUUGAAACGCUGUUCCGAUCAGAUAUCAUUACAGACGGCCAGGCAAUUGCUGGGCUUCAGCCAAUUCCCACAUCUACGCUGGGUAAUAAGGCAAAAGCUCUCGCUGAGUUGCUCGCUAGUAUCCCAACAUCUGAUCGGGAGGAGGCAAAGCCAGACAAACAAGCCAUACUAGAGGCCACCAGAAAGUUCGAACGGAUGAUCAGGAGUGAUAAGGCGGGAGGUUGGAAACACCCUUCGUUGAAGACAAGUCUUUACCAUCAUCAGCUUCUCGGAGCGGCAUAUAUGCGAACCCGUGAAAAGUCACCUGAAAUGCCUCGUGGUGGCAUGCUCUGCGAUGUCAUGGGCCUUGGAAAAACAAUUCAAACCUUGGCAAAUAUCGUUGACGGAGAACGGGUUUCACUGGAUGACAAUGCCAACACGACCUUGAUUGUCGUACCUAGAGCUUUGAUAGAUCACUGGAAGGUACAAAUAUCCACGCACGUCGAAGAUGGUGUUUUGCGAGUUCUAUACUGUCAUGCAGGUAGUCGAUUCGAAGCUAGUGAUAUGGUAGAUACAAUUUUGCGGAGCAACGUCAUACUCGCGAGCUAUGAUGAGAUCCGCCGGUCGUACCCUAGAAUUGCCAAGUCGGACUCCAUGGAUGACAAGCAAGCCCAGUUGCUCAUUGAACAAGAAUACAAGAAGAAGGCCGGUCCAUUCCAUCAGAUUCGGUUCCGGCGCAUCAUCCUCGAUGAGGGCCACCUGAUUCGCAAUCCAGAGUCGCAGGUCUCGAUCGCCAUUCGUGCUCUUCAUGCUCAUUACAAAUGGGUUCUGAGUGGUACACCUCUACUAAAUCACACCGGCGAGCUUUGGGCAUACUUUAACUUUUUGGGGGUUCCUCAUAUUGGAAAAUUCGCCAAUUUCAUCAAGAACUACUGCGAUGGCAGUGAUAUUGCAAACCAACGCGUAGUCAAUAUCAUUCGUGCAGUGGUCUUCCGACGUACACUUAAAGCCCGACUUUUCUCACGGCCGAUCGUUAUUCUUCCGGAAAUCGCUGAAGUUACAGAAACUCUAGAGCCUUCUUUAAUUGAAGAGGCUCUAUACAACAUGGUUGCGACGCAGUUCAUUGAUACUUUCAACUCUAUGGCGGGCACGGAGGAGCAAGUGGGACAAAACCGGUGCUUCUUGACCAUGCUAAUGAGAUUACGCAUGUGCAAUAGCCACCCCUUGAUCAUUCAAGAGAUCCUCAAACUUAUUUUGAGAAAGGAUAGGAAUGGUGAAGAUAAGAACAUGAAGAAGCUCGUCGAUCUGGUCCCAGAAGAUGCCGAUCCGGAAGACCCAGAUCGACUUUCCGUAUCCCUCCUUCAGGGGCUCAGACAGCUAGGGAAUGGCAUCAAUACCCAUCCCACGACUUUAGAUGGACCACUAAACGCAAGGUUUCAGAAGUUUGUUUACGAUCUUAAGAGCGCGGGCAACCACGAAGAGUAUGACGCAAGAUCAAGAUGCGUGCUCUGCGAUGGUAUUCCGACUCAGACCAAGGUGACGCCAUGCAUGCAUCUCAUUUGCGAAGAGUGUCUUUUAGCUCUGCGGGAGAACUCCAGUGACAAUUCAGGUGGAGCUCCAGUGAUGUGCCCUGCUGGCUGUGAUAUUGAGGUGGUUGGUGAGGAGUCGCAUACUAUGAGCCCCGGUAUCCUCAGUUCCAGUUUCAAAACAGUAGGAGCUAGAGGGAGAUCUCAUGCCAUAGAUAUCAUCUUGGGCAACUGUACGGCCAAGGAGAAUGAUAAUGACAUUGACUGGGUUCGUAAUGCAGGGGGAGAAAUGCCUAGUACAAAAGUCACAGCGGCGCGCAGGAUUAUUCAUAAAUGGGUUACAGAAACAAAGGAAGACGUGCCGUCAGCAAGGAACAAGAUUGUCAUUUUCACGCAAUUUCGAGACAUGGUCACCAUUUUCGAAUUCAUGUGUCAGCAAGAAAAGUGGAGGUCUUGCAGAUUGACCGGCGAUAUGACCUUUCCCAGUCGCAAAGAGAGCAUCAAAGAGUUUGCCAAAGAAACUGGGCCGCAGGUCAUGAUCGCAUCUUUGAAAGCUGGCGGUAUUGGUCUAGACCUCACCAUGGCCAACAAAUGUAUCCUCAUUGAGCCCUGGUGGAACGAUGCUAUGCAACAACAAGCUUUUUGCCGUCUGUUCCGCAUUGGGCAGCAGCGCAAAGUGCAGAUCGUAAAGCUCAUUAUGAAAAACACCAUUGAUACGUACAUGACAGACAUGCAGAGUGAGAAAAAUGCGGAAAUUGACGGUGCCAUGGGUGAGAUGGCUUUGGCCGGUCGCAAUACUUCCAAGGAGGUGCUGGAGAUGUUUGGUGAGGUUGAGUGUUUGCAGGGGGGUGGAUUGAGAGUCAAUCGUCGCCGAGAGUAA
Messenger RNA from Talaromyces proteolyticus, 2766 nucleotides. RefSeq names its product SNF2 family N-terminal domain-containing protein. The record is from RefSeq and is a predicted model, not a curated record. Bases 1 to 2766 code for a protein of 921 amino acids. The transcript is spliced from 9 exons. Gene Ontology annotation, molecular function: metal ion binding; ATP binding; ATP-dependent chromatin remodeler activity. Lineage: Eukaryota; Fungi; Ascomycota; Eurotiomycetes; Eurotiales; Trichocomaceae.